This is a messenger RNA of Protomyces lactucae-debilis, 987 nucleotides long. Its product is annotated as Ribulose-phosphate 3-epimerase-like protein. The transcript is spliced from 2 exons. NCBI's taxonomy places the organism in Eukaryota, Fungi, Ascomycota, Taphrinomycetes, Taphrinales, Protomycetaceae. Gene Ontology annotation, cellular component: cytosol. The record is from RefSeq and is a predicted model, not a curated record. The coding region runs from base 23 to 703 and encodes 226 amino acids. Gene Ontology annotation, molecular function: D-ribulose-phosphate 3-epimerase activity; metal ion binding. Gene Ontology annotation, biological process: pentose-phosphate shunt, non-oxidative branch; carbohydrate metabolic process; pentose-phosphate shunt.
UACGCACACUACAAGCAUCAUCAUGGUCGAAGCCAUCAUUGCACCCUCACUCCUAGCUGCAGACGCAGGCAACCUCAGGUGCGAAUGCGGCCGUGUCCUAGACGCAGGCGCCGACUGGCUCCACAUUGACAUCAUGGACGGCCAUUUCGUCCCCAACCUGUCCUUCUUUGAUGUUGCAAACAUCCGGCAUGCUAUUCCCAAGGGUAAAGCUGUCCUGGAUAUCCACAUGAUGGUCUCAGAUCCAGCGAAAUGGAUUGACCUCAUGGCCAAAAACGGCGCAGAUUCCUAUACCUUCCACUAUGAAGCGAUCCCCGAGGGACAACAUGCCAAGAUCAUCAAGCAAGUAAAAGAUGCAGGCAUGAACGUUGCCUGUGCGUUGAAACCGGAUACGCCAGCUGAGGUGGUCGAUGCCUUUGCUGAGGAUCUCGAUAUGAUUCUCGUAAUGACGGUUGAGCCGGGCUUUGGCGGACAGAAAUUUAUGCGUGAUAUGAUGCCCAAGGUGAAUGCACUCAGGAGGAAGUAUCCGGGCAAGCAUAUCCAAGUGGACGGUGGGUUGUCUGCUUCGACAAUUGGCGAGGCGGCUGAAGCAGGUGCGAACGUGAUUGUUGCUGGCACAGGUAUCUUCAAGGCGGAUGACGCAAGCGAGGCUGUCAAGACGCUACGUGACGCUGUGGAGCAUGCACAGACCAAGAGCAAGUUUUAGACAGAACAAAUAUAUGUGACGGUCGGGGCCAUUCUGCUGUCAGGAUCUGAGACCUCGGCGUCAUUUCUGAUUUUAGGAAAACGUUUAAGACCAGCGCACCCCUCUAUUGCUACAGAUUGCAAUCACGUCGUUCCUACAGCGAAGACUCUAUAGUUCCGUCAUGGCAUCUGCAACAAAGCUCUAUGACCUCAAAGCCGACUGGAAGAAGGGCCAAUUUGACUUUAGCGACACAAAGGGUAAGGUCGUCUUGAUUGUCAAUACCGCCAGCGCAUGUGGUUUCACAC